AUUUGGUUACUUGACAAAAUGCAUCAAGCUACGCUGUUCGUCUGCCUGCUCCUGGGUCUGUUUGUGACCUUUGCCAGCGCCUAUAACGGUCAGGAUAUCUAUGCGGAGCCCAACUGCGCCAUUGUGGAGGAUCAUGCUCGCAAGUUCCGCGACAUUUCCGAUCCCACACACUACUGGGUGUGCCCCGAGGGUCAGGAGAAGGCCGACUACAUUCAGUGCCCGGACAACUAUGCCUUCAUGGAGCCUCAGCAGGAGUGCGUCGUCUGGGAGGAGUGGAAGUGGCUGGAGCCUUACACUAAAUAAACAGCAUACGCUAUAGCACUCUGACAUUUGAGCACACAAUAUAA
Messenger RNA from Drosophila busckii, 347 nucleotides. RefSeq lists its product as uncharacterized. The coding region runs from base 19 to 303 and encodes 94 amino acids. Lineage: Eukaryota; Metazoa; Arthropoda; Insecta; Diptera; Drosophilidae. The record is from RefSeq and is a predicted model, not a curated record. The transcript has 2 exons. Gene Ontology annotation, molecular function: chitin binding.